GGAAGAGGACAGGGCAGAGGAGGAGGGAGUUGGCGGCCGCCGAGCCCCGGGCAGCGGGCCCCGUCCAGGGCCGGCGCCCUCCGUGGUCCUCCCUCGCUCGUCUCCUAUGCUCAUAUUUGGACUCGGCUGCCCGUGCCCAGGAAUUUCCCGUCAUGCCUCCCGCCGCCCCGUCCGUCGCCCGGAGCCGGGGAGGGAGGGAGCGAGGUUCGGACACCGGCGGCGGCUGCCUGGCCUUUCCAUGAGCCCGCAGCGGACCCUCCCGCGCCCCCUCUCGCUCUGCCUCUGCCUCUGCCUCUGCCUGGCCGCGGCUCUGGGAAGUGCGCAGUCCGGGUCAUGUAGGGAUAAAAAGAACUGUAAGGUGGUCUUUUCCCAGCAGGAACUGAGGAAGCGGCUAACACCCCUGCAGUACCAUGUCACUCAGGAGAAAGGGACCGAAAGUGCCUUUGAAGGAGAGUACACACAUCACAAAGAUCCUGGAAUAUAUAAAUGUGUUGUUUGUGGAACUCCAUUGUUUAAGUCAGAAACCAAAUUUGACUCCGGUUCAGGUUGGCCUUCGUUCCACGAUGUGAUCAGUUCUGAGGCAAUCACAUUCACAGAUGACUUUUCCUAUGGGAUGCACAGGGUGGAAACAAGCUGCUCUCAGUUCAUUUGGAUAAAGAAGCCAGCAUGACACUACUUGUUGGAAGCCAGGAAAAAAACAAUUGUGUAUGCUAGAGAUGUUUCCUUUUGCUACAUUUGCAGCCCUGGUGACUGUGACAUAAAUCUAUUGGGCCUUGCCAUUGCUUCGCUGGGUUCCAAGAACAUCCAAUGCUUGUCUGAUGUUAAGUUUUACUGCCCAUGAAAGCAAACAUCACCUCUGUCAUGGCCAGUUAAACAGUAUCUUUUCAGUGGACUUCUGGAUAUCUGAAACCCACCCAUCCAAAGCCAAAAGUAACGCCAGAGGGAAAGAUUUUAUGCUGCCAUGUUUCUUACAAGGGAAGAUCAAGGGUCAACUUGAUUCAUAAAAUUACUGCAGUCAUUUUUCAGCUGGCUGAGAGACUUCACAGAUCAAAAAAUACAGUGGCUCCCAAAUGAUUUCUGAUAUGCACAAUUCUAGUGUUUUUUAUUCUCAGCAUGUGGCUCAAAGCCUGCCAGAAACCAUCUUUGCAGCUAUUGACAGGCGGAUUAGAAAUCAUCCACGAUGGUUUCCUUCAUUUCUCUACAGGCUGGUCAUCCAUUUAAACUGCUUAAUUUGAAUUCCUCUCAAAGCCUGCUUUGUACAUGCUUUUCCCUGAUGUUUUGUUCUUCUCUUUCAGUGUGGUGCUCACCUUGGGCACAUUUUUGAUGAUGGGCCUCGUCCAACUGGGAAAAGAUACUGCAUAAAUUCGGCUGCCUUGUCUUUCACACCUGCGGAUAGCAGUGGCGCCGCCGAGGGAGAAAGUGGGGUCGCCAGCCCAGCCCAGGCAGACAAAGCAGAGCUCUAGAGUAAUGGAGAGUGAUGGAAACAAAGUGUACUUAAUGCACAGCUUAUUAGAAAAAUCAAAAUUGUUAUCUUAAUAGAUAUAUUUUUUCAAAAACUAUAAGGGCAGUUUUGUGCUAUUGAUAUUUUUUCUUCUUUUGCUUAAACAGAAGCCCUGGCCAUCCAUGUAUUUUGCUAUUGACUAGAUCAAGAACUGUUUAUAGCUUUAGCAAGUGGAGACAGCUUUGUGAAACUUCUUCACAAGCCACUUAUACCCUUUGGCAUUCUUUUCUUUGAGCACAUGGCUUCUUUUGCAGUUUUUCCCCCUUUGAUUCAGAAGCAGAGGGUUCAUGGUCUUUAAACAUGAAAAUAGAGAUCUCCUCUGCAGUGUAGAGACCAGAGCUGGGCAGUGCAGGGCAUGGAGACCUGCAAGACACAUGGCCUUGAGGCCUUUGCACAGACUCACCUAAGAUAAGGAUGGAGUGAUGUCUUAAUGAGACUGCUCAGCUUUGUGGAAAGUUUGAGCUAAGGUCAUUUUUUUUUUACUCACUGAAAGGGUGUGAAGGUCUAAAGUCUUUCCUUAUGUUAAAUUGUUGCCAGAUCCAAAGGGGCAUACUGAGUGUUGUGGCAGAGAAGUAAACAUUACCUCACUGUUAGGCCUUUAUUUUAUUUUAUUUUCCAUCGAAAGCAUUGGAGGCCCAGUGCAAUGGCUCACGCCUGUAAUCCCAGCACUUUGGGAGGCCGAGGUGGGUGGAUCACGAGGUCGGGAGAUCGAGACCAUCCUGGCUAACAUGGUGAAACCCUGUCUCUACUAAAAAUAUGAAAAAUUAGCCAGGCGUGGUGGUGGGCACCUGUAGUCCCAGCUACUCAGGAGGCUGAGGCAGGAGAAUGGCGUGAACCCGGAAGGUGGAGCUUGCAGUUAGCCGAGAUCGUGCCACUGCACUCCAGCCUGCGUGACAAUGCGAGACUCCAUCUCAAAAAGUAAUAAUAAUAAUAAUACAAAAACUAGCUGGGCAUGGUGGCGCAUGCAUGUAGUCCCAGCUACUCCUGAGGCUGAGUCAGGAGAAUCGCUUGAACUCGGGAAGCGGAGGUUGCAGUGAGCUGAGCUCAUACCACUGCACUCCAGCCUGGGCAACAGAGUGAGAUCCUGUCAAAAAAGAAGAAAAAGCAGCAUUCGAAUGUAAGACAACUGUAAAAUAUUGAGCCCCACUUGGUGUAAAAUUCAAAAAGAAGAACGCCUGUCCAUCGCCUUUUUAUAAGUCCUUCUCUCCACACCUAAAAGCAGCUGCAGCUGGAAGGGCAUAAAUUCCACUGUUUAAAAUAAAAUAUUAGGGGCAACACACUUCAUCAAGGCAGCAGGAAUGAGAGAGAGCAGAGAAGAUCAAGGAUGAAGUCUUGGGUACUGAAAAAUUCAGUGCUGGGCAGAAAAACUGACAGGGCACUACAGGUAACAAACAGAAUCCAAGUGGGGUGGCCCUUGUGCAUAGAGCUCCAGGUGACCUCUGGAGAGACAUGGGCAUUCACAUGGAAAGCUAAAACGGAAGCUCAAGUUUCAUACUCAACAUAAUCUUCUGUGUGACAAAAGACAAGCCAUUUAGCCUCUCUGUGCCUAUUUCUUCAUGCAUAAACUGGGACUCAUAAUAUUUGUAAAAUGUAUUGAUACUCUCAGGGCAAAUUCACUAUAUUGCUAUACAAUUGAGAUCAGUGUUGUAAAAUUAAACUGAUCUGGUUCUAAUUGCCUCAAAGGCCAAAGCCCAGGCAUAUGAAAUGGAAAGAAGCAGAGAGGAGGCUGACUUAGCUGAUUGGUAUGGAAACAGUUGGGCCAAGAGCCAGAAUUUCCCUUUGUAGCAACAUGGCUAGUUUUACUUUGAGAAGCUCUGCUCAGUUGCUUUAUAACAUGAAGUCUGGUGGAAUGGAUGUCACUGUGCACAAUAAAGUUUUCACAAGUAUAAACAAUGGUGAUGUAGGUCAACAUUGCUGUAGCCAGGUGUGAAGGUGGUAUGGUGUGUGACGAAUGUACAUCGUGUUUGUAGCUUUGGAUGCUAAUCUUGAAUUGUAGUUUAAAAAAUAUAUAUUUUUGUAACUUUUUGAAAGCUUAUGAAGACUGACAGCUUUCCUUGUAAGCACUAAGAGAAAAAAAAGAAAGAGGGACAUUUGACAAUUUUAAAGAAACAACAAGAAAUUAGAAUGAAAAUCUGUGACAAACAGCAUCAGUGUGGCCAUGUCCACAUUUCUACAUGUCUCUCUCUACAAGCACCUCUCUAAGAAGCCUGACAUCCUGGUGGACUCUUUAUAAUCAUGUACGCUUGAUUCCAGAUGAGCUCUGGUCUUAUCUGGAUGCUCAGAUAAGAGGUUUCUAUCUGAGCAUCCAGAUGUUCCCUCAGGUUCCAAGACAUUUCACCCCAGGCCCUGGGUUCACUCUGGAAUUCGUAGGCUUCACGUCUCUCUAGAAAUGAGGUGUAAAAUUUAAGACCAGACCUCAGCCAUCAGCGUCCAGACCAUCCUAGAAGUCUUUCCCAAUCUCACAGAGAAAGCCCUAGUACUUCCCAGUGACCCCAGGAUUCCACGUUGGGGUGGCCAAAGAAAUAGGUCUCUCAGAGCUUUGCCACAGCCUGCAGCCCAUCCUUCAGAGGCAUACACAGCACCUCUCGGCUGCUCCAGCUCUGUGGGAUAGCCUCCCCUGGGAUCCGAGGGACGUGGGCCACAGUGUUGAGGUAGACAAGGAGGAUCAAUCAGAGGCCUCUUCCCUCUCCACAGAGACUGGAUUGUCAUUGUUCCUUCAUUUAUAUUGUAGGGCUUAACAUUUCACUCAAAAAAAGCCCCUCUUUUUCUAAUCCUUAGUCUUUGUUUCAAGGAAAGCCAGUUUUUCUUCUACCACAUUUUCCAGGAUUGACUUUAAGAAAAAUGCAACAUCUAUUGAAAAAAAGUGGGGUGUAUGCAUGUGGUUUAAUUCCAGAUUGCUUUUGGGUUUAAGUGGUAUCAAAUUUCAGUAUAUUUCUGUCUUAUGUGAAAGAAAUAUAUUACUAAAACGUCAGUGAGCAAUAAUGUCAGCUGUCGAGCACUAGAUUUAUUUUUGCAGGAUAUGAAGUGCAAUGAACUGAGUCAAUAUGGCAAGGUGUAUGUCAUCUGUGGGAGUUAUGCCAUUUAACAUAGGAAGUGCAUGGGACUUUCCCUCUCUGCACUCCAGCUCUUACUGUACCAUUAGAAGAUGCAGAAUUCUCUUGGUGUGCAAAAAGUAUAGCCUUACAUUCAAGCAGAAUGGAUCUGAAGAAAGCAGCAAUAUCUGUUGUAUUAGAGAACAUUCCCAUGUGUUUAAACUCUUCACUUCUUAGAUGCAUUUAAAUUCUUAAUGCAAAUGACGUAGCAAUUUGAAAACUUCUCCAUAUUACUUGUGUUUAAAAUGUCUUGCUUUAAAUAUAAAAAAAAAGGUAAAGGGGAUUAUCUUUUGUUUAGAAGGUUAAAUAUUAUUUUUGCCUUAGAUAGCUUUGUAAUAAUUUUUCUCCAGACAGUUCAACACUUUUGAAAAAUGACAUGAAUUUUCAUUAAAAACCCUUUUCCUAUGUUUAUUGUAUACAAGAAUUAUGCAAUAAAAUUUCUUUAUAAAAA
Molecule: messenger RNA, 5044 nt
Organism: Pongo pygmaeus (Bornean orangutan)
Lineage: Eukaryota; Metazoa; Chordata; Mammalia; Primates; Hominidae
Gene: MSRB3
Product: methionine sulfoxide reductase B3
Exons: 6
Coding region: 107-670 (187 amino acids)
Biological process (GO): protein repair; response to oxidative stress
Cellular component (GO): cytoplasm
Molecular function (GO): peptide-methionine (R)-S-oxide reductase activity
Source: RefSeq, a predicted model, not a curated record